Molecule: messenger RNA, 912 nt
Organism: Pecten maximus
Lineage: Eukaryota; Metazoa; Mollusca; Bivalvia; Pectinida; Pectinidae
Product: peptidyl-prolyl cis-trans isomerase-like
Exons: 1
Coding region: 103-597 (164 amino acids)
Biological process (GO): protein peptidyl-prolyl isomerization; protein folding
Cellular component (GO): intracellular membrane-bounded organelle
Molecular function (GO): peptidyl-prolyl cis-trans isomerase activity
Source: RefSeq, a predicted model, not a curated record
CACAUAAAUACGAUAUAACAAUCGAGCGUUUUCCCGGUUUACACCACCAUACCUACUGCCGCCAUUGAAACCGCACGUUUACCGGCAUAAGAGAAUAUAACGAUGGCUAAGCCGAGGGUUUUUUUCGAUAUGACCAUUGCAGGUAAAGCAGUGGGGAGAGUUACCAUGGAGUUGAGAGGAGACGUUGUUCCUAAAACAAGUGAAAACUUUCGAGCGUUGUGUACAGAAGAAAAGGGGUUUGGUUUCAAGGGAUCAUCGUUUCAUCGUGUUAUCCCCGGCUUCAUGUGCCAAGGCGGAGAUUUUACCAAGCAUAAUGGUACCGGAGGAAAAAGCAUCUACGGAGAAAAGUUUGCAGAUGAAAAUUUCCAACUGAAGCACACUGGACCCGGCAUUUUGUCUAUGGCAAAUGCUGGUCCCAAUACCAACGGGUCGCAGUUUUUCUUAUGUACUGCGCAAACAUCAUGGCUGGAUGGAAAACACGUGGUAUUCGGCAGUGUUGUGGACGGGCUGGAUGUUGUGAAGAAAAUAGAAGGAGUUGGAUCAGAUAGUGGGAAAACAUCAGCGAAAGUUGUAAUUGCGGAUUGUGGACAGUUGUAGAGAACUUGAAUUCGACAAUUCUUUUUCAAUCAAUAUCCUGUGGACACUACUCUAGGAACUUUAACAAGCGUGGACGAGCGAUAAAAUACAUUAGAGACAAAUAGUGCUACCAGUUUUAUGUCGACAUUUUGCUAAUGGACGUUUAAGUUUCAAAGAUUGUGUUCUAUGAACAUUUUUAAUGUAAUCUUGAAAAAUUAUUUACUUCGGAAUUUCAGGUUGUAGGGUGAACAAAACUGUCGACAUCACAAAAGAUCAUUAUGAUCGAUACGAUCAAUCUUUCUUGAAAAUAAAAACAAUGAAAUUUUCUGUACUUGA